AGGUUAAGGAUACACAAAAAUGAGACCGUCACAAAUUCUCGCUUCUCGCAUGGACACAAGAACACCAUUGCCGCCACCUCUGUCGACAACGAGAGAUGGAGACGACGGCAAUACAGCAACGAGUUGAAAAGCCAACACAGCUUCACUCAUAAUCCCUCACCCGCCAGAAGGUUUCAUCUCGAAACAGCCCUCGCCAUCACCAUGAGUGUAUCCCCACGACUUGUUGGCAAUUGCCUUCAUACUCUCAAUCUCUUGAACAUUUUUCUUUACGGUUCUGUGAUCUAUGCAUUUGGAACCAAUCCACAAUCCACUGUGUUUGACAAGUCAUGGCUACAAGAAGGUUUCUGCAUGCCGCAUCCAGAUGUCGAUUACCAGACAACUCACGACCUCUCUGGUCAUGUGAUGGUCGUCAUUAGUCUUUUGGGCCUUGCCCUCCAACGGUGUCUGAGCCACCGGCAGGCCUCCAAGUCCACAACAGCAACCGAGUCAACUCUUUCUAAAGCCGACACCCUUACAUUUUGGGCCCUCAUUGGAGCCUUGGGGCAUGCUUGGGGUCACUACUUUCUAGCGUUUUCUCAUCGAGAGCAAUUCUUUCCACCAUCCGAGGAAUCCUUCAUGGACGACCUCUUGAGAAGCAGUCUUCCUGAAGCGAUUGGAAAAGCAUGCCCUGGAUUGCCCUUCUUUUGGAUGCCACUCGUUCAAACCUACAUGAUCAACACAGCCAAGGGACGAGUGGCCAUUGUGGCCUUCUUUUGUUGGUUUUUCAGUCUCCUCAUGCAAGUUCGCUUUGGGUUCAGCUACGCCCAAAGCGUUCUAUUUGCUGGAAUGUCUGUGGAUCAGCUCUUGCUGCCUGAUUCAGAAAAGGGGUUUGAAUAUGCACUGUGGCCUUUGAUCACUACAGUUCCCAGUGGAAUCUUUGCUUGGCUAGAGAGCACCUCCUGUUCCAGCAAUUCGAUGAUGCAGCAACAUGGACACCUCAUCUAUGAUGUGUACAUGGCAUCAUCCUACAUUCUGUUUUACUUGAUCUGCUGGACCAGGGCCAACUACAGUGUGGUCAAGACAAAGACAGUGUAGGAAAGUGGAGAAUGAAUACUAGCUAGUAGAUUGAUUAGACCUUUAGAAAUGUAAAUGUAUUAAACGCAAGUCCAUUGCGAUGAGCUGUGAAU
Molecule: messenger RNA, 1166 nt
Organism: Seminavis robusta
Lineage: Eukaryota; Bacillariophyta; Bacillariophyceae; Naviculales; Naviculaceae
Source: the annotation of a GenBank genome assembly